UAGGUAAAAAUGAGUCCUACGUGCCUUUAGCUUCCGAUUUAACAGCAACAAUGACUAAAUUUUGUGACAAAUAUGUUAAUUUUGUUUAUCAGUUGAGGAACGAGGGUAUAAAGGAUGUUGGAACGUUGUAUUUCUUUUAUUAGUUCAGUAUGGACUGGUGUGGAAGUUUUGUGCUUGUGGCCCUUAUAGGACUGUUACAAUGCAAUUCAUUUCAAACUCAAAAUGCAAGACCUAACAACAACAGGCAAACUACAAUACAAUACAGGAUACCCUACUACAAUCUUCCACAGAAUUACAGAUUUAUCCCGAUACCAUACCCAUAUUAUACGACGAACUUCAAUAACAACCCACCAAGAAGGCAACAACCGCCUAGAGGGCCCACUAAUCCAGUAUGGACUAUUAUAAUUGAUAACACCAAUUCAACACCGAGUGUUAAACAACCAAACAAACCUAUAAUUCUCAACACUAGAGAUUUUAAAGUUAGAGUACAAAUUGACAAUACACGUAAGGGAAAGAAUAAACCUUCUAACAAAACAAAGGAACCCGAAGAUGACGAGGAUCCAAAAAUUGACGUAAGAAGCGGUAAUGACGAUGGCCAAGAAAACAAUGAUGAUGGUAAAAGGAAAGCUGAGGAACCGAAAGAAAAGGGAGGUGAUGGUAAACGUGAUGAUGGAAAUAAACCAGAAGAUAAAAAAGGGGACGAAAAUAAUGAUGAUGAUGGUGAUGAUAAACCAAGAGGCAAGAAAGACAGUGAAAAUGAAGACAAACCAAAAAAUAAGAAAGAUGCUGGCAAUGGGGAUAAAGAUGACAAACCAAAAGAAGAUGAUAAUAGUGACAAGCCAGAAAAAAACAAAGACGAUGGAAACAAAGAUGAUAAUGAUAAUGACGAGAAAAAACCUCAUAAUCAUGACAAAUCAAAGCAUAGGAAAGGCAAAGAUGACAAACCGAAAGAAAAUGAAGAUGAUGAUGAUAAUGACGAGAAAAAACCUCAUAAUCAUGACAAAUCAAAGCAUAGGAAAGGCAAAGAUGACAAACCGAAAGAAAAUGAAGAUGAUGAUGAUAAUGACGAGAAAAAACCUCAUAAUCAUGACAAAUCAAAGCAUAAGAAAGGCAAAGAUGACAAACCGAAAGAAAAUGAAGAUGAUGAUGAUAAUGACGAGAAAAAACCUCAUAAUCAUGACAAAUCAAAGAAUAAGAAAGGCAAAGAUGACAAACCGAAAGAAAAUGAAGAUGAUGAUGAUAAUGACGAGAAAAAACCUCAUAAUCAUGACAAAUCAAAGCAUAAGAAAGGCAAAGAUGACAAACCGAAAGAAAAUGAAGAUGAUGAUGAUAAUGACGAGAAAAAACCUCAUAAUCAUGACAAAUCAAAGCAUAAGAAAGGCAAAGAUGACAAACCGAAAGAAAAUGAAGAUGAUGAUGAUGAUAAUGACGAGAAAAAACCUCAUAAUCAUGACAAAUCAAAGCAUACGAAGGGCAAAGAUGACAAACCGAAAGAAAAUGAAGAUAAUGGUAAUUCUGACAACAAAAACACUGACAAUGGAGACGACAGAGAAGAAAGUGAUCCAUCGAAUAAUAAAGACUCUGACACUCCGGACCCCGAUGAUGAAAAUAAUGAUAAUGAAGCUGAUCCUGCCGGAAAUGACAAUAACAGCAACUCUGACAAUGACAGCCCUUCAAACGACAAGAAAUCUGACGAUAACAAUGAGGACGAUUCCGAAGCAAAGAAUGAUAAUGGAGAUAAGCCAGAAGAAAAUAAUAAUGAUAAAGAUGAUCUAGAAGAAAAUAACAAUGAUGGAGAUGAUCAAGAAGGAAAAAAUAAUAAUGAAGAUGAUCCAGAAGCAAAGAAGGACGGUGAAGGCGAUUCAGAAGGAAAGAAAGAUAAUGGAAGUAACCCUGAAGAAAAUAAUGAUGGUGGAAAUGAUCUGAAAGAAGGAAAGACCGAUGAUGGAGACAACCUAGAGAGCAAGAAGGAUGGUCCAGAACCAAAUAAUGAUGAUGAAAAUGGUCCAGAUGAAAAUAAAGAUAAUGGGGAUCAACCAGAGGGAAAUUAAUAUGAUAAAAAAUGCAAUGACUAAUACUUAAGUAGUGUUAAUUACAAUUAUAAUUUAUCAAAUAAAAAUUAAUUGAAUUGCCUUACUUUUACUAAAACAAGUAAGUAAAUAUUAAACUGUAUUACAUUUUUUUCAUUUUUCUACUAAUUUUAUUAUGUUCCAAAACGAACGACAAAUGACUAUGUUGAUUGUGUUGCCU
This is a messenger RNA of Spodoptera frugiperda (fall armyworm), 2250 nucleotides long. RefSeq lists its product as uncharacterized. The transcript is spliced from 3 exons. The coding region runs from base 150 to 2051 and encodes 633 amino acids. Lineage: Eukaryota; Metazoa; Arthropoda; Insecta; Lepidoptera; Noctuidae. The record is from RefSeq and is a predicted model, not a curated record.